Closterium sp. NIES-67 is the source of this 3152-nucleotide messenger RNA. NCBI's taxonomy places the organism in Eukaryota, Viridiplantae, Streptophyta, Zygnematophyceae, Desmidiales, Closteriaceae. The record is from the annotation of a GenBank genome assembly.
AUGUGCUAUUCACUGCCGAAAAUGUCGUCAGACACGUAAGGGCAGAACACUCUGGCCAGACAGAUUCUCGAGUCAGCCAUGAAGAUUAUCUGAACCGUGAAGAUCAUCUGAACCGUGAAGACCAUCUGAACCGUGAAGUAGCCAUCGAUCUAUUUCUGUAGGCGGUUUUUGUGCAGAACCAGGCAGAGAACUAGAAAUCGCCAGGGCAUGGUUUUACCCUACCCUAGUUUUCCGCAUCGAUAACGAACACGGGUGUGCCCUCUCUCUGCACGCUGGCGUAUUAGGUUCGGCAAACAAUACUCAAAGCGGGUCGUCGGUUCGGGCGCUUCACCACUGGUGGCAAUGGCGUCCUUACCGCGGUUCGACUUCGGCUUCGCCUUCCGAGAGCCCGCCUUCUCUGACUGCGUGCUUCGACUUGUAAUCGAGCCACACCUAACAGCUGCAGCGGACGAAAUAAACGCUGCCGAAGAUACUGCUGAAACCAGCAACAUAGAAUCCCUACACGUGGACACUGCAGGGAUAUCUAGCUCAGCAGCACCAGCAGCAGAAGCUGCAGCAGCAGCAGCAGCAGCAGAAGCGGCGGUUUCUCCGUCUGACCCUUCAACUAGAGACGUGCCAGCAGCAUCGGUGGUUCUGGCAUCCAAGUCGUCCUUCUUCCGGGCUCUGUUCACGAGCGGGUUCAGCGAGACAGUGGACAGAAGGAUGGUGCACAUACAUCUUUCUCGUGAAGAGGAGCCUCUAAUGAUGGAGCUGCUACAGUACAUCUACCGGGGCACACUCCCCCCCGAUACAGUCACAUCCUUUGAGCGCACACUGCAGCUCCUCCUCUUAGCCGACCGGUUUGGCGUGGACGAGUGCAUCUCCACGUGCUCCUCCCUCCUCACAUCCCUCACCUCCCUCCCUCCCCUCCACCCCCACCCCUCCUCCUCCUCUUCCUCGACUGCCUCGUCCCUUCUGACCCCCUCCUCUACCUCCAUCAUAGCACCAUCUCUCCCUCCCAGCAGCAGCACCCCUGGAGCCACUGUUUCUGCAAACCCACCACUCCCAGCAUCCGCCUCCAACACCACCAGCAACAGCAACACCACCGCCACCACCAGCAGCACCGCUACCUCCUCUCCUGUCCCUUCCUCUAUCACCACCCAGCAGGCUCUCCUCGUGCUCUCCCUCCCGCCAUCCCUCCGCCUCAACCCUCUUCUCGCUCAGCUCAUCCGCGCCUCCCAGGCCUGCAUCGUGCACCACUAUGGCCCCCAACUCAACAACCUCCACCACUAUGCUUCACAGCUCCACAGCAGUGCUGUUGUGCUACUCGACCCUCACCACAACCACUUCCACCACCACCCUCACCUCACCUCCACUCAGUUCAGCACCCCUCAGCUGACCAACCCUCACCUGAGCCACCCUGCAGCACCCUUAAUCGAGUUUCUCUCCAUCCCCGAGGCGGGGAUGCGCGCUCUCCUGGAGUCAGACGACCUGCCUGUUGACUCCGAAGAGUCUGUCUUCUGUGCGCUCAUCCUCUGGGCCCGGCAUAGAUUCCCGGGCGGCAAAGUGGCUCUGAACAGCGAAUCAACCCCCGGCAGCAACGUGGGUAUUGGGGGCGAAGUCGCUCUGGGUGGCAGAGCUGGUUUGGGCGGCAGCCGGGCGGCGGGUUUGGAGGAGAGGAGGGCGGUGGUGGGGAGGUUGGUGAGGGAGGUGCGGUGGGCGUGGGUGGGUGCAGGGUUUGUGCGGGCAGUGGCGCUGGACCUAGAGGAGAUGCAGAGUGAGGAAGCCAGAGGGGUGGUUCUGGAAGGGCUGUUUGCUGCGGCUCAGAGGGGGGAGGAGAUCUCUGGUGUGCAGACCACGUCGAUCUCACCCUUGUCAUUGCAGUUUCCGCCUGUGAAUCCUGUUACUUCUCCUCCUCUUCUUCCUCCUCUUCCUCCUCCUCCUAUUCCUUUUGAGUUAGUCUCUGCAGCCUUGUCCGUUUCACCUCCUGCUUUCACCAGGCCAACAAACUCAGCCCCAUACUCCUCCCUGCCCUUCCCCACUCUCUCUUCUCCUCCCACUCACACACUCUCCGUCCCUUGCACAUCUCUCUCUGCGUCCCCUUCCCACCAACUCUCACAGUCCCUUCACAUGCUAUCAUCCCCUGCCUCCCCCCCUUCUUGGUCGCGCCCCCGCACCUCCUACCGCCCGCCCCGCAAGUCCCUCUUCCUCGAAAUUCCCCUCAGCCAGUGCCAGGGCUGGACGCCCUCCGUCUCCUUCCAGGCAACUUCCGGCCUGUUCUGCAUUGCCGGGCGGUGGUUCACGCUUAAUGCUAAGUUGGAGUGUCAGAAAGAGCUGGGACCGCGCUUCGGCCUGUUCCUGCGCUUAGAUAAGCAUGCCACUUUCCCGGGCGUUGCAGCAGAGAGCGUGAAUUGCCAGUACCGGUUCUGCGUGAAAAUGGAUCUCGGGGGAGGCAGUGAAGGGCAAAGCAGCAGCAGCUCAGGUACCGAUAGCGGCGUGAAUUGCAGGGCUCAUAGGGCCACCAGCAGUGGGAUGGCUGGGGCCAGUACUGGUGGCAGCAUUGCUGGUGGUACCAGUGCUUCUGCUGCUGGCUCCGUUGAAGGUGGUGCUUCAGGCAGUGAGCUUGGUGUGAGUUUUCUUGGGGCUGCCGCUGCUGCAACCACUGCUGCUGCUGCUGCUUCGACAGGAGGGGAUGUGUGUGGUACUGCAGGUGCCAGUGCCAUUAGCAGCUGUGGUGCACCAAUUGGAGGGGUGGGAAAUGGCUAUGGCAGAGGUUCAGUGGGGUAUUGUGUGGUGAAGUCUCGCAGUGGGUGUGUUUUCUCGGAGCCCUACCAUGGGUGGGGGUCACGAGAUCUGUUCAAGAAGUCCUGGGAUGAGGUGCUUGCGGCUCCUGAUGUGUUCUUUCCUGAAGGCGCUAUGCAUUUCCGAGCAGACAUCUGGAUUGACUGACAUUUAAAGCCAAUUUUGCAUACUCGUUCCUUCGUCAUCACUGCCUGCCAUCUAGCCUCAACGGUCGACAUUCAGUUCCAUCUCCUUCCCACAAUCAAAUCAGCCCAUUGAGGGGUCAAAUCAAAUCUUGGUGGGAUCGGAGCUCGAGAUUUGGAGUUUGAAAGUUCUAGGCGGCUAAUGGUGUUAAAGUGAGAACGAAUGAUGACUAGAAGUGGAAACCUAGA